ACCCUCUUCCGCUCGAUCUCUGCUCUCUCUCGGUCCUCAUCACAAUCGCUUUGUCGCCUCGCCUCCGACCCUUCCUCCUUCACAGCUACAGCCUUGCUGUCAACCUUCCAUCGCGGCAUCAUAGUUGCCUGCUCUCUGGGUCGCUCGGUCUCUACUCUUCCUUUGACCCUCCCUUGCCAUUGCAAGCUUGCCGUCGCUCACGGCCUUGCCUUUGCUCCCUUGCCCUCGCCUCCACCCUCCAUCGUCUUCCGGCCACACGUGUCGGAACGUGUCGAGAAGAAUUGAUCAAGUGUUGACCGCAUGUCCGAGCACGUCGGAGAGGGUAUCGACGCUCACACGGAAGCUGCUGCAACAUAUCCGUGCUUCAUCUGAUGGUGAGCGGUCAACUAAAGGAAUAUUAACGUGCAGAAAAUCAAACUUUCCUGAAACUCGAUUUUUUAUAAUUCCAGCAUCUUAUUGCUGUCUUGGUUGAGGCGACCAAGAGCUGUCUUUUUUUUUCUUUUUUUUUGACCAGUUUCUACUAGGAACACGCUGCUUACAAGUUUUCAGCUGCCCAAUAUUUUGAUUAAUUUUAGUUAAGGCAUUAACUAAGGUUAGAUUACCAAGCAAUUUCAUACUUAGAUUGACUGCUCUUCGACGCCCCUCUUCAUCCCCUUUUGCACUCAAAUCUCUUUGCCUCAUUCGCCUUUCGUUGUUCUUGCUCUGUUUCGCUCUUUCUUCUCCUUGGCCCCAUCAUUCUUCCUCCUCUUCUUCUUCUUCUUCACUGUCUGUCUGCUGCUCUUUUCAUCAUUCUCUCUCUCCUGUCUCCCCGUUUUAUCGCUCUUUCUUUCUUAAGAAAAACAAAAAACAAAAAACAAAAAACAAAAAAAAAAAAAAAGAAAAGAAAAGGAAAAAUGUCAAACGAUUCCGUUGUUUCUAUUGCGUGGGAUGUCUUGAAGUGGGCAGUUGUUCCCAUCAAGCGUCAAUUCGGAUACGUGAUCUCCUCCAAGAGCUACGCCCGGGAUCUUCAGAAGGAAGUUGGGAAGCUGGCGUAUGAGGCCGAGAGGAUCCAAAAUGCAGUGGAAGAGGCCAGAAAAAAUCUCCGGAACGUCUACAGUCCCAUCACAGAGUGGCAGGCAAGUGCUGAGAAGGCCUUGAAUGAGGCGCGAAACUUGUCGGACGACUUCGAAAAGGCGAGUAAGAAUUGCUGCUACGGGUGUCUUCCCGAUCCCAAUUGUCGCUACCAGUUCAGCACGAAGGCCAAGGACAAGAUCGAGGACAUCAAGCAACUCACUCAAGAUUGCAGUCAAUUCAAGGACAUCUCCUUCAACGGUCCUGCUCCAGGGAACGUUGCUGCUUUGACUCCGGCCAGGAGAGAGGACAAAGAUUUCGUCCAGUUGGCCACCGCGACAAACUUUGCUUCUUCAGCCUCGACGUCGAUUAAGCUCAAGGACGAUGGCAUCAUCAAAUCUAGAGAAUCGAUCAUGCAGGAGAUCAUGGCCACUCUUGCUGAUAACAACAAUAGAGUUGUGGGGAUUUAUGGAAUGGGCGGGCUCGGCAAGUCCACCCUAUUGGUGGAAGCCGAAAGGAGAAUAAAGAAAGAGAAGUUGUUUGAUUGGGUCGGUAAGGCCGACGUGUCGGAAAAUCAAGACAUCAAGAGGAUUCAAGGAGAGAUUGCGCACUCGUUGGGCCUGGACAUAAAGGAUGUGGAGUAUGUCAAUUCACGAGCUGAGCGUCUAAGCACAAGGUUGGAAAAAGAGGAGAGGGAGAAAAAGAAGGUCCUCAUAAUACUGGACAACCUAUGGAAGGGGCUUGACUUGAAAUUAGUGGGCAUUCCUUGCGGACAUGACAACAAAGUCAUAGGAUGCAAGUUGUUGCUGACUUCAAGAUUUCAAGAUGUUUUGCGAAGGGAAAUGGGCUGCGACAAGGACUUCCGCCUCGAAGAGCUAAAGGAUGAAGAGGCAAGAAGAUUGUUUGAGAGGAUGGUGGGAGAGAAGAAGGUUCAUGAUGACCCGUUCAAAUCGCUAGUGGAUGAAGCACUCCGCAAAUGUGCAGGUUUGCCUUUCCUAAUUAUUGCAAUGGGGAAUAUUUUCAAAGAUGCUGAUUUUUAUGAAUGGAAGGAUGUUUUGAGACAAAUUGAGAAGUCUACAGAUGAAGGAUUAAGUGAGAUUAUAAAUAAGAUGUUGCAGUUGAGUUAUGAUCGUUUCAAAGGGAAGGAUGGCAAGGAGGUGAAGUCAUUGUUACGACUCUGUGCUGUUUAUGGUGUCUCCAAGCCCUCUCUUGAAAACUUGGUGAGGUAUGGCGUGGGUUCAAGGUUAUUUCGAGAAGAUAGCAACAUGGAAGAAGUUAGAAAUAGGCUGCACUCAUUGAUCCGAACCUUGAAAGCCUCCUCUUUUUUGUUAGUAGACGAUGAAGAUGUUUCGACCAAAAAAAAAAAAAAAGACAAUGAAGAUGUUGAUGGUUUCAAGAUACAUGACUUGGUUCGUGGAUUUGUUGCCUCAGUCGCUUCAAGAGAUGAUCCUUUUCUCGUGUUGAAUGAUAAGUCAGUGAUAGAGUUGCCGAAGGACAAGCUCAAAAGUUAUACGGCGGCAUGCUUUCCCUUUGUUGACAUGAAGGAGCUUCCCAAAGAGUUAGAUUGCCCCGAAAUGCAGAUCCUUUUGCUAUUCACAAACAAUAAAUCUCUUAAGGUCCCAGAUACAUGUUUCAACUCUAUGAGAAAGCUCAUGGUCUUACAUCUUUCUCAGGUGCGUCUCACUUGUUCACCUUCUCCGUUUCAGUUGUUGGAGAACUUACGUACUUUGUGUCUUGAUGGUUGUUCAUUAGAGGAUGUAGCCAUGAUUGGCGAGCUAAAAGGGCUAUAUAUUCUUAGCUUUGUGAACUCCAAAAUUCAACGAUUGCCAAAAGAAAUUGGACAAUUGGUAGAGUUGAGGUUGUUAGACUUAAACCAUUGCUCACAACUUGAGAUAAUCGAACCGGGUGUGCUUGGAAGCUUGAUGAAAUUGGAGGAGUUGUAUAUGGAGAAUAGCUUUGAUCAAUGGAACCCCGUGGAGCAAACUCCAUCAACUAAUGCUAAGCUUAUCGAGUUGAAUAACAUGAAGAAUUUAUGCACUUUGCAUGUGUCCAUUCUUGAUCCAAGUGUACUCCCAGAAGAUCUAAAUGUCAAGAAGUUAACCAAGUACAAAAUCCAUAUAGGUGAUGUGACGCUUCAGCAAAGUCACAAAGGAUCAAGCACAUUGGAGCUUAAGUUGGAUCCAACAAGCGAUAUUCUUCGGAAAGGAUGUAUACAAACUUUAUUAGGCAAAACUGAUGAUCUAUUUUUAGAUGGAUCAAACGGAAUUGAGCAAAGUAUUUGCACAUUAUCCCAAGAGGGCUUUCCAAAAUUAAAGCAUCUACACGCGAAGAAUAGUCCCUCCAUCCAUUACGUCCUCGACUCGCCAUCCCAUACAGAUUUUAAGACUUUGGAGUCGUUAAUUCUCGAGAAUCUUAUCAACUUGGAGCAAAUAUGCAACAACCAUAUCUCCUUUAACUCCUUCAUUGCAUUAAAAGAAAUACGAGUCGAAAGUUGCGAUAAGAUGGAAAUUUUGUUUCCUCUUUCAUUAUUGAAAGAACUUCCACAGCUUGAAGAGAUCCGAGCUAUCAAGUGCCACUUAAUGCGGGAGAUUGUACAAGUUGAUGAUUGUGGCAAAGUUGAAUUGCCUAAUUUGCAUGCAUUAGAAUUGCGAAACUUGCCAAAUAUCAAGAACUUUUUCACCCAGGGGAUGGCUCCUUCAAGUAGUACGUCAAAAGAUGAAGUUGGCAAUCAAGUUACUUUCUUUAAUGGGCAACAGGUUUCAAUCCCAUUCUUGGAGUCCUUGACGAUGGCUGGACUUCCCAAUCUAGAAAAUUUAUGGACUGAUGAAUCUCCCUUGGGGCUCAGCAAUCUCCAACUUCUUAGGGUGUCUUCAUGCAAAUCUCUCUCAAAAGUUAUCAACUCUAGGUCACUGACAAAACUACACAAGUUACACACUUUAAAGGUAGAAGCUUGCAAUUCGGUGCAAGAAAUUUUUGACCUUGACGGACUAGGCGCCGAUGCAAAUAUUGAGACUCUCUCUGAGCUAAACACUAUAUAUAUAUAUGGUUUAGUAAGUUUGAGGUGCAUAUGGAACAAGAAUCCUUGUGGAAUCGUGAAAUUCCAUAAUUUAAAGAAGUUAUACGUGUAUACUUGUCACAACCUCCGGUUUCUAUUUUUCCCAUCCAUGGUUCAGUCUCUUGCACAAUUGAGAGAACUAUAUAUAUGGAAUUGCAAGAACAUGGAGGCGAUCAUUAUGGAGGAAGAAGGGUUGAGAGUAGAAACAUCAGAAACUCUAGUAUUCAUGAUGUUGACUGAUUUACAUUUAGCAGAUUUGGAAAGUUUGACAUGCUUCUCUCGCAAAAAGUGUACACCAAAAGCUCAGGAUGAGGAUCGCAUCAAGUCGUGCUAUACUGUCCUCUUCAAUCAAGAGGUUGCAUUUCCUAGCUUGGAGACAGUAUAUAUCAAUAGCAUGAAUAAUAUUGAGAUAAUAUGGGACAAUCAAGUUGCUACAGAUUCUUUCCACAAACUAAAAUCUCUUCAAGUGCGGAGAUGCCAUAAGCUAUUGAACAUUGUUCUUUCUUGCAUUCUUGGAUGGCUCAAGAGCCUUGAAAGUUUGGAGGUAAGAUAUUGUGGUUCACUUGAAGUUGUUUUCAAACUUCAGCCAGUGAAUCAUUUAGAUGGACAUCAUGUUGCUCACUUGCCGUUAAAAAAGCUGAAAUUAGAUGAAUUACCAAAGCUAAAGUGUGUAUGGGAUAAGGAACUCCAUAGUCAAGUCAAAUUCCAGUGUCUCCAUUUUGUUACUGUUUCUGGAUGCGAGAGCCUCGCCUCUUUAUUUCCAGCCUCAAUAGCAAUACAACUAACCCAACUUGAGAAAUUGGAGAUUUGUACAUGUGGCAUUGUGGAACUCAUCGAGGAGGAAGGACUAGUUCCCAAGGUUGUGUUCCCAAGGUUAACCUCACUUAAACUUGAGCAUCUAACAGAGUUGAAGUGCAUCCACACCAGAAUACAAGCUUUACAUUGGCCAGCAUUGAAGAUGUUGGAGGUCUAUGGUUGUAACAAAGUGGAGAUACUUGCUGCGCAACCUGAGAAUGAGAUGCCACUUCAUAAACAGCCUUUGUUCUUGAUAGAAAAGGGCGCAUUCCCAAAUUUGCAAGAGCUAAAAUUGGAUUUAUCUGAACGGAUGGAGGUAUGGCAUGUGCAUUUUCAUGUUGGAGAAGUCUUUUGCAAACUUAGAGUUCUCGAACUUCAUCAUUUCUCAAAGGAAUCUGCAGUAUCCACAUGCCUUUUUGUUUGGAGUUUAACUAGCUUAGAAAAGCUGGUUGUAUGCAAGUCUUAUCUAGAAGAUUUGAGCAUCAUUACAGAAGCCAUAGAAGGCCUAAGUCAUGAGCAAAAAGUAACAUUACCCUUUCCAAGAUUUUUUCAACACAUCAAGACUCUAGACGUGUCAUGUUGUGAUGGAUUAUCUAGUAUGUUUACACCGACAAUAUUUGGAAAUUUGGUGGAACUCACAAAAUUGAGGAUAAGUAAUUGUAAAAUGUUGACAGAAGUCAUUUAUGGCGAAGGAGGUGAGGAGGGGCUUGUGGCUUUCAAUCAAUUGAAGCAUAUGGAGCUUAAUGGGUUGAUAGAGUUGAGAUGUUUUAGCUCAAUUAAAUACACUUUGAAGUUCCCUCUCUUGGAAGAUGUCAUUGUGAAAGGAUGUCCCCACAUGAAAUUCUUCUCAGAGGGACCAAUAGAGGCACCAAAGCUAGAGGGAGUACAAGUAUCAACAGAAGCUUGGUUUUGGAAGGGAAACCUCAACAUUACCAUCCAAGAUAUGUUUGAAGAAAUGGCUACGAUUGCUGGGGUAAAGUCUUUGCGGCUGUCUGAGUUUCCUGAGUUGAUUGGAAAAUGGGACAGUGAACUUAAUCCCAUCAAGUUAUCUUGGCAAUUAAAUUCAUUGAUGGUGGAUAAAUGUCCAUCAUUUAUUAAUGUUAUUCCAUCUAGAUUGAUGUUUCUUUUGCACAAUUUGGAAGAUUUGCAGGUGUGUGAUUGCGAGUCGCUAGAAGAAAUAUUUGAUCUUAAAGGGCUUUUGGGUGUAGGAAGCACUCGGCUGUUGCCUAGUUUAUGGUCUCUGGACUUGGUCAAUCUACCAAAGUUGAGGCGACUAUGGCACAACAAUCUUCAGGGGACACUACGCUUCAAUGUUAUAUAUAGACUCACCCUUUAUAAUUGCAACAACUUGAAACAUGCUUUUACUUCAUUGAUGGCUCGAUGCCUUGCCAAUCUAUGUAAGAUAGAAAUAAAGGAGUGUGGUCAGAUGGAAGGAGUGAUUGUAGAGGAAGAAGGGCAAGGAAGCACAGUGGAGAAGAUUACAUUCCCGCGUCUUUGGUUUAUGAAGCUGGAAUGCUUGCCCAAUUUGACUAGUUUUCUCUCAGGAAGGAAACAUCCACUAGAAUGCCCCUCAUUACAAUCUCUUACCAUUGCCUAUUGCUCCAAGAUGAAAAGUUUGACUUGGCAAUCUUUGAUGGAGAUCGACCACUACACUCCUUCACUUUUUACUCCACAGGUACAAUUUCCUCAGCUUAAGUCAAUGGUUCUCUCCCACGUGGACAAUUUAAGCAAAAUAUGGGGAGACAAUUUUCAAGAAACUCUCACUUUUGAACAUUUACAAAAUGUGAAGGUUGAGAAUUGUAAGAGCCUUGAAAAUCUAUUUCCGCAUUGGGUGGCUACAAGUCUAACCCAACUUGAGGAACUUCGAGUGGAGUCAUGUGAGCUCGAGGAAAUAAUCACAAGUGGAGAUGACACUUCACACUCUACUACAGCUCAAUUUUUUUUCCCGCAACUAACUUCUCUAGUGUUCCAUGAUAUGUCACAACUCAAGAGCUUCAGCCCUGACUUGCUCCCUUUGAAUUGGCCAUUCUUGAAGGAAUUGCGAGUGACUCACUGUGACAAAUUGAACAUACUGUCUUUUGUGGCAUCCAUGAACAAGUGGGCUCAAAGAGACGAUCAACACGACCUUUUAGACCAUGAAGCAGGCUUCUUGCUUGAGAGGGGCAUUCCCACCUUGGAGAGACUUUUAUUAUUUGACAAGGAUAUUCAGAUGAUAUAGAAUGGAAAAUUUUCUGAUGACGUCUUUGGCAAGCCAAAAGCACUAACAUUGGCAUGCUUUCAUGAUGAAAAUGUUGUCUUUCCUCCCAUAUCCCUCUUGCAAAGAUUUCAGAACCUACAAAGCCUUGAGGUUUUCUGUAGUUCUUUCAAAGAUAUAUUCCCUGAUGAAGAGCUUGUUGACAAGGGAAAACAUAUGGUGCUUGAAAAUUUGAAAGAACUUAAGUUACGCAAGUUAUACAACUUAAAGCGUGUUUGGAGAGAAGGCUAUUUGGUGGCAAAAAUUCUUCAGAGUAUCAACAAAUUUGAGGUUUGGGAUUGUCCAGGUUUGACAACAUUAUUUCCAACCGUGACAUCCUUUCAGAAUUUGACAAAUUUAGUAGUGAAGAACUCCUCUGGAUUGAUACAUCUUGUGACAGUUUCAAAGAUAGUAAAUUUGGUGCAUCUCACCAACAUGACUAUAAAAGGAUGCGAAAGAAUGGAAGAAGUAGUGACGAACGAUGAAAAUGGAGAAGGAAAAGUGAUUUCUCUUGAAAAGCUAAGAAGGUUGACACUCCAACAUCUACCGAACCUAGUAUGCUUUUCCUCCACCACAAGUUGCAUCUUCAAAUUUCCAUCCUUAGAAAAUAUUGAAGUGGAAGACUGCUCGCAAAUGAAGAUUUUUUCCAAGGGCACGCUAAGCACACCAAACCUAUGUUUUGCCUCACUAUUCAAAUACAAGUGGCAGGGGAACUGGGAGGGUGAUCUCAAUUCAACCAUACAAAAGUUAUCGGCAUAAACAAAUGCCCAUAAAAUUGUCACUGAUUAAGGGAAGGGUAGAUACCGCAACUGGUAUGGAGAUCUAGAAGUUACUGAGACUCAAUCAAAGGUUGAGAUGAAGAAAAUUCCUUUCAAGACUGUCCCAGGCGGGAUUUUAAGGGAACACAUCAAUGGAAGUAUGCAAACCACAACUCUUAAAUGUACAGACUGAUCAUGGCCAGUGAAGCUCCUAUACUACCCACAACAUGGCUCGGGAAAUCUCUCAGCCGGUUGGGCCUCAUUUCACAGAGGAACUUCUUUGAAGGAAGGAGAUGUCUGUUUGUUUGAGCUUGUUAGAAUUGAUAAUAUUGAACUCAAAGUCUCCAAUUUCAGAAGGAAUGUCAAGAUUUAGGUGUAAACUUUGGUAUACCUACAGAAAAAUCUAUGCUUCGCUAUGUUUUGUUUAGUUAAUCAGAUCAAAGAAGGCAAACCUUUCUGUUGCAAAAUUGCAUUUCCUGAUGUUUUUUGGAGAGUAGUGAACAUCGCACCUGGACAUUGCAUUUUCCAAACU
Molecule: messenger RNA, 8423 nt
Organism: Eucalyptus grandis
Lineage: Eukaryota; Viridiplantae; Streptophyta; Magnoliopsida; Myrtales; Myrtaceae
Product: probable disease resistance protein At4g27220
Exons: 10
Coding region: 894-7118 (2074 amino acids)
Molecular function (GO): ADP binding
Source: RefSeq, a predicted model, not a curated record